AAGAAUCACGAAUCACCAUUCCGGGGAUUCCGGUUUACCUCAAAUUAAAGAAGAAAAUGUAGGCGUCCAACUCUUGCUGUCGUUAUAAGCUCGAUAACCUGACAAUAUGCUGGCGUCAAUCUCAAAAAGCAAAGAUUGAAGACGUUCAUUCAAAAUUCUCCAAACAUGGCUGCAGAGCUGUCCGUAGAUCCUUUGGAUCUAGCUCAAUCUGGCGGAUCUCCAAAACAAAAUUCAACAGAACAACCAAAGACCUGGGAUGUACUACGUCAGAAUGUCCAAGAAAAAAGGAAACUUUUAGUAGCUUUAGUGAGCCAUAUACCAACGUCUUUUUCAUUUCGGGUUGUAGACACUCCAACAGGCCAAAAAACUCGACUUUAUUUUCUAGGUACACCACAAAAAUGUCGAGAAAAUACGUUAAUGUAUGCUGAUUUGCCAAAUGAAAUAAGGGAGGUAACUCCUGUGCUGAACUGUAGGUCUUUAUUAGACUCAUUUCAACCAUCACUUCCAAGUGCGCAAUUGUCUAGAGAGGAACAGUUGAUGAGAGAGAGAAAACGCCUCGGAAUUUUUGGAAUCACGUCCUAUGAUAUGGUUGAAAAUGAAGGAAAAUUUGUUUUUCCAGCAUGCAAUUCACUUUUUGUGUGCAUGGACCGUGAUGUUAUGUCAGAGGAACCUGUACUUCCACGAGCCAUUAAUACCAGUUGUUGUCGAGCUCGACUGGAUCCAAAGAUUUGUCCUCGCAACCCCAACCUCAUCUCUUUUAUCCAUAGCAACGACCUCUGGGUCAGUAAUCUCCAGACAGGACAGGAAUGCAGACUCACGUUUGCUCAUAAAGGAUUGAGUCGUCUAACAGAUGACCCUAUGAGUGCAGGUGUACCCUGUUUCGUAGUUCAAGAGGAAUUUGACCGGUAUACUGGAUACUGGUGGGAGCCAAAGCCAAAAACUUCUAGUAACUUUGAUCAGAUGUCUCGUUAUCGUAUCCUGUAUGAAGAAAUUGAUGAAAGUGGUGUGGAAAUAUUAAAUAUUUUUGCACCAAUGACUGAUACACAAGGGAUUGACGAGUAUCGAUAUCCCAGAGCUGGAACAGACAAUGCUGUGACUGCCCUGAAGCUUGUGGAGUUUGAAGUUGGGAUUGAUGGUCAGAUACAGGACAGUAUGAUAGAGAAGGAACUAUAUGAGCCAUUAUCCACUUUUUUCCCGUGGAUGGAGUACCUGAUUCGUGCUGGCUGGACACCUGACUCAAAAUACGUUUACGUACAGAUCAUGAACAGACAGCAGACACGCUUAGCACUGGUGUUGAUACCACUAGAGUGUUUUAUCCCGGUGACCUCUGAACCAGACAUGGAGCUCAACUACUAUUAUGAAUGCACCAAUAAUUAUCCCCCCUUGCAAGUUAUAUAUGAGGACACAUCCGACAUCUGGGUCAAUGUGCACGACAUCCUCCACUUUUUCCCACAAGAAAAUGUGGAGGAGAUUUCCUUCUUGUGGUCAACAGAACAGACGGGAUACCGACACCUGUACAAGGUGACCUCCAAACUACUUACCUGUGAUAAUCCCUCGCCACGCAGUGCCAUGGAGGUCAUUGACAACAGUCAUGGCCAGCUCAAGGCUGACAUAGCUGAACAGGUGGCCUUGACCUGUGGAGAAUGGGAAAUUCAAGGAAAACAGAUCUGGGUUGAUGAAAAGAGAAGCCUUGUGUAUUUUCUUGGCCAUAAGGAUUCUGUAUUAGAAACUCACUUAUAUGCUGUGUCAUAUUUAUCACCAAAAGAGCCGUAUCUACUGACAGAACUUGGCUACUCUCAUAGUGUCUCCUUUAGCUCCGAAUUGUCUUCAUUUGUGACGGUGUACAGUUCGGUACAACAGACACCAAUCAGUAGUGUCCAUCGUGUCUGUCACCGUGACAACGGUCAGAUGUAUACAGAGACGGUGGGAAUAGUCAUGCCUUCUGUUGCCUGCCCGGAGUAUCAUCCGCCCAGCCUGUUCAGCUAUACCAGUGUGUGUGGACAGACCAUGCAUGGCUUGUACUACAAACCUCAUAACUUCCAGCCACGUGUAAAGUACCCAACAGUCUUGAUGGUGUACGGAGGCCCACAGGUUCAACAGGUCACCAACUCCUUCAAAGGUCUCAGAUUUCUGAGGCAUCACACAUUGGCUUCACAGGGUUACGCUGUGGUUGUUAUCGACGGCCGGGGGUCCAGUCAUCGUGGACUAGACUUUGAAGCCCAUAUUAAGAAAAGACUGGGUACUGUAGAGAUAGAGGACCAGGUAGAGGGACUACAGUGGCUUGCCUCACAGGUGGAUUUUAUAGAUAUGGAGCGAGUGGCCAUUCACGGCUGGUCUUAUGGCGGCUAUCUGUCUCUCCUUGGUUUAGCCCAGAGGCCAGAUAUAUUCAAGGUUGCUAUUGCGGGGGCACCGGUAGUUGACUGGAAACUAUACGACACUGGCUACACAGAACGGUACCUAGACAUCCCAAAGAAUAAUUCCAACGGAUACCAAAAGGGAUCUGUGUUACAUUACAUACAGAGCUUCCCUGAUGAAGAGAAUCGACUGCUGGUGAUCCAUGGAUUAAUUGAUGAGAAUGUUCACUUCCAGCACACUAGUACACUAAUAAAUGCUUUAGUGAAGGCAUGCAAGCCUUACAGCCUCCAGGUGUACCCAAAUGAGCGACAUGGAAUCCGUAACCACGAGUCUGCAGAACACUACAAAACAAUGAUACUGAGUUUUCUUCAGAAUCAUAUAUAGCAGAACUGUCACCUGUUUUCUGUGAAAACUUUUCAUUCUGUUUAGUCUUUAAAGUGUUGCUAUGGAAAAUAUCUUGGUCUUGAAGGUUUUGUUUCGAGAACAGCCCCCAAAUUAAAAAAUGAGAUGAAAUUUGAAUAUCUAGCAUAAAAUGCAUUUUUUGUUUGCAUGUGUGUGUAGGGGGAUG
Ylistrum balloti is the source of this 2923-nucleotide messenger RNA. RefSeq names its product dipeptidyl peptidase 9-like. NCBI's taxonomy places the organism in Eukaryota, Metazoa, Mollusca, Bivalvia, Pectinida, Pectinidae. The record is from RefSeq and is a predicted model, not a curated record. The transcript is spliced from 19 exons. Gene Ontology annotation, biological process: proteolysis. Gene Ontology annotation, molecular function: dipeptidyl-peptidase activity; serine-type peptidase activity. The coding region runs from base 166 to 2739 and encodes 857 amino acids.